AAUAAAUGGAAGCUGAAGAUCAAACUGUUCAAGAAAAGAAUGACCAAAUUAUCCAGCAAGAGAAGUAUAUUCUUGUCAAAAAUAACGAGGAAAAGUACCAGAGAUGCUGCAGUAUUUACUACAAUGCACUUUCAGACAAAAUUGGAGCUAGACUACCCGAUCUAGGAUAUGAUGGACACUGAGUAGACCAUUGGCUUGAAAUAAAUUUUUCUUAUCCUGAAUAUAUGGAAUUUACCAGAAAAAUGAGGUUUCUAGAGUUUUCCAAUGUGACUGAGGUCGAAUUGCAUAUAGGCAAAAUGAGGAAUUAAGCAUAUUCUGAACUUUAUAGACUUCUCGUUCCCCAAUAAAACUAAUGAGCUAUAUAUUUAUCUUUCCCUUAAAAUUAAGCUGGAUAGAGCUAUUUAUUUCAACUCAUUGGUCAGGAUCAGCUCCAAAGUAAUCGAAAGAGUGGAGUUCAAUAAUUUCUUUCUUAGCCUUCGUCAACUGAAGAGGUUGGUGGCAGCUUACAGGCAUGUAAAAGAAUUUAGCGCUAAUUAUUGAGUGCUGUUCAUUCCAACAAUUCCUGAUUUCUCAAACGCUCUUAAGAAUUGUCAAAUUCAGGAAAUAGAUUUAUGAAACUCAGGAGGCUAUUGCUACAGCAAUUGGGAAAAGCAUUCUGAAGAGUUCAUAAAUUUGAUACAAGGCUUCGGAACUUCUUCAGAUUUAAGGCUGAGUCUCAGGAAAGUAGAUAUUGGAGGUUGUGGAAUAAAGCACAAAGAAGCUCAGAAAAUCUUUGCAUACAAUCAGCUUGAAGGAGUAGAAAUAAUUGGUGGAUCUUAA
Messenger RNA from Moneuplotes crassus, 819 nucleotides. NCBI's taxonomy places the organism in Eukaryota, Ciliophora, Spirotrichea, Euplotida, Euplotidae. The record is from the annotation of a GenBank genome assembly.